Messenger RNA from Photinus pyralis (common eastern firefly), 1348 nucleotides. It is a transcript of the gene HDAC3, whose product is annotated as histone deacetylase 3. Gene Ontology annotation, molecular function: histone deacetylase activity. The record is from RefSeq and is a predicted model, not a curated record. Lineage: Eukaryota; Metazoa; Arthropoda; Insecta; Coleoptera; Lampyridae. The transcript is spliced from 4 exons. Bases 1 to 1296 code for a protein of 431 amino acids.
AUGUCCACAAAAAAGGUUUCGUACUUUUACAAUCCCGAUGUGGGCAACUUUCAUUAUGGUACCGGUCACCCAAUGAAGCCCCAUCGUCUCUCUGUGAUACAUAGUUUAGUUUUAAAUUACGGCUUACACAACAAAAUGCAAAUAUACAGGCCGUACAAGGCUAGUGCGCACGACAUGUGUCGAUUCCACUCGGACGAAUACAUAGAUUUCCUCCAGCGUGUCACCCCGCAGAACAUACAGGCGUUCACGAAACAUCUAAGUCACUACAAUGUCGGCGACGAUUGCCCCGUAUUCUACGGUCUGUUCGAUUUUUGCUCGAUGUACACGGGCGCCUCGCUCGAGGGCGCCGUCAAGCUGAACAACAGCCACUGCGACAUCGCGAUCAACUGGUCGGGCGGUCUGCACCAUGCGAAAAAGUUCGAGGCGUCCGGCUUCUGCUACGUAAACGACAUCGUGAUCGGAAUUCUCGAACUGCUCAAGUAUCACGCUCGCGUUUUGUACAUCGACAUCGACGUCCAUCACGGCGACGGCGUUCAGGAGGCGUUCUAUCUGACCGAUCGCGUCAUGACCGUCAGCUUUCACAAGUACGGCAACUACUUCUUUCCCGGCACGGGGGACAUGUACGAGAUCGGCGCGGAAAGCGGCCGUUACUAUUCCGUAAAUGUACCCCUCAAGGAGGGCAUCGACGACGCGAGCUACUGGCAAAUAUUUAAGCCGGUCAUCUCUCACGUAAUGGAAUUUUUUCAACCGACCGCUAUCGUGCUGCAGUGCGGGGCCGACUCCCUCGCAAAUGACAGGCUCGGCUGCUUCUCAUUGAGCACGAAGGGACACGGGGAGUGCGUCAAAUUUGUGCGGGAUCUAAACGUACCCACUUUAGUUGUCGGUGGCGGCGGUUACACCCUGAGGAACGUCGCGCGAUGUUGGACUUACGAAACCUCCCUAUUAGUCGACGAGGAAAUUUCGAACGAGCUACCGUACACCGAGUACUUAGAAUUUUUCGCCCCCGACUUUACGCUUCAUCCGGAGGUCGUGACGCGACAGGAGAAUGCGAACAGUCGACAAUACUUGGAGGCGAUUACCAAGUACGUGUUCGAUAAUUUAAAAAUGUGUCAGCACUCGCCCAGCGUUCAAGUGCACGAUGUUCCCGGCGAUGCGAUAUCGGAAGGUGAUAAGAUGAAAGACGAGGAAGAUCCCGAUGUUCGGAUAAGUCAGGAGUUGGACGACAAAAUGGUGGCUGUUAAAAAUGAAUUUUACGAGGGGGAUAAAGAUCAAGACAAGGAGGAGAUUGAAGUGUAGUUUUAAAUUAUUCGUGUAUUAAUUUUUAUAAGUACAACUCGUAUGUAGGGUA